Aspergillus ruber CBS 135680 is the source of this 2097-nucleotide messenger RNA. RefSeq lists its product as uncharacterized. The transcript has 6 exons. The record is from RefSeq and is a predicted model, not a curated record. Bases 1 to 2097 code for a protein of 698 amino acids. NCBI's taxonomy places the organism in Eukaryota, Fungi, Ascomycota, Eurotiomycetes, Eurotiales, Aspergillaceae.
AUGUGGAGGCACCAGUUCUUGAAGGAAAAUGUAGAUGGAGGCAGGGGUUCACUCGACAGAUCGUGGCUUGCGACCGACGACCACGUUCUCACCAAUGUUGCGGAGACCACCUCCCACCUCGCCCAUGAGCGCAAGGAAUUGACCUGUCUCUGGAUGGGCCAUUACCUCGCUCAAUUCCUGAAGAGCCAUCUCAAGACGUUUUCCGUCGCGGGAAAGCCUGGGUCUGGCAAGACGGUUUUGACCUCUGUGAUUGUCGACCAUUUGCAGCACCCCAUUGGCGGUAUCUCUUACAACACACUCUUGAUUCCCAUCAACUCUGGGAUUCCCGCAGAGACCAGUCCUCGUGCCGUCACCCGUACAAUCCUUCACCAGCUCUUCGCGAAGCGCAUUGGAAACGUCGGGCUCUUCCAGAUCCUGAGCGAAGCCUUCGAGCGCAGCAAGGUCAUCACAAGCGAGGACGAAUAUGACAACUUAUUGUGGAAUGCUCUCAAAAGCGCUCUUGGUGCAACCCUUCACGGCGCCAAGGACCUUAUCCUCGUUGUGGAUGGCAUCGAUGAGUCUACUUGCGGAGAGGCUGCUCUCCUGAAGAAGCUUACUUCUGUGGCCUCCAAGGCCUCCAAUGUUAAGCUGAUUGCCCUUGAAGCGGAGAAGCCACAAGCGGGAAAGAUGGUCCGAAGCCAUUUUAAGCCAAAGGGGGCAUUCUCUGACUUGGAUGAGAUGGAAUCCUUCCUCUGGGCCAAGCUCGCUACUAAGUACGUCCGCGGCGAAUUUAGGUCUGAUAGUCUUCGCAAGACAGUGGAUGCCCUAAUCAGUUCCAAGCCGAGCAUCUACGACUUUGUCAUCCAGGUCCUCCAGGUCUCCGAGGCGACUAUGGAACUGACUGAGCACUACCAGCUGGUCAGGGAAGAGCAGAAGGUCCGGGAGAUUAUGAUUUCCCUCAAGAAAAUUACAGGGACUGAUUACGACGGAGACGAUGGCACAACCAGUAAUCUCAACGUGAAGCUUACUGCUCGCGAUGAGAAAGCUGUUGCUGAGACUGGACACAUUCUGGUUCUAGACACCGAGUACGACAAGAAGCUCGAAGUAGCCACCCAGUUCGACUUUGACGCAUCUCUGCGGGCCGCCGAGAAAUGCGUCACCAAGGGACGCCAUGAGCUUGCCGAACGCACCUACGUUGAGACCUGGCAGCGGGUGUCUGGGGAGACGCGCAACCAAGUAUCCUCGGUUUGGGAAGAGAGAAAGAUGAAGUCCAUCCUUGCCUACUCCAAGUUCCUCAAGACGCACAAGAGGGAAUACGAGGCAUCUUCGAUCCUGUCCAGCUUCUGGCGGGACACCCAGCAGAGCAACACAGCCAUCAGCAGCCAGGCCUCUGCCUCGUACUUCCACGAAAUUGCCAAGAUGAUGAAGACCGUAGGACUGGCUACAAUGGCUUUGUCCAUCUUCAAGGGCUGCUCCGAGUACUACAGGAAUGCCAACUACAUCCAGUCCUCAAGCUACAAGGAGAUCCAGCAUAGUAUCCAAAGCACCUCGACGGAGGUGAUGCAGUCGGUCAACUAUUCAUCCUCGGUCGUGUCCGAGUCAACCCUGGAGGAGAUGAUUUACGAAGCGUCUCGCUCCAUCAGCACCGUCGACCAGACCUCCUUCAGCACGACCGAGGGCUUGGUCCAGCUGUAUGUGUCCCAGCACCGCUGGAGGGACGCUACGCGCCUGAUUAAGCGCGUUCUGCAGGGUAUCUGGCCGACUCUCUUCGCCGCAUCUCUGGAGGACGUCUCGCUUCCCUCCAAGCACCUGGAGAGCUGUGUCACCCUUGCGGAGCGUCUGUGCCAGUGCUACCAUUCUCGCCGUCGCUCGACCAAGGAGCAGGACAUUCGCGUCCGCAUCUAUCGCUCUUUUCGCUCUGGACGCGACGUUGAGGACAAGCUACGUCAGCACGCCAUCACUGAGCUGCUUCGGUUCUUUGAGACCAAGUCUCAGACCGGCUUGGUCAUCAACGUCCACCAGGUUCUGCUUGUCUUAAAACAAUCUAUUUAUUUGCGUUUGUUUGAAGUUGGGGAAAUGCAGCCGAACCUAUUGUUCUGUUCAUUUAUUUAUUUUUGA